CGCGCGUGAUGACGAAAUGACGCAUGCGUACGGCCAAGGAGGAGGGGCCCGGAUAUAUAAAUUCAAUCCCUGAGCGCUGAGAACCCGGGAGUUGCUCGAACCGCCGAUUGGAGGCAGGUAGUUCCUUGACUGAGACUAGGUUACUGCGGAGUGCUGCGAGCACAUAGGCCGGACGCCAUGUCGCGCUACGGGCGGUAUGGAGGAGAGACCAAAGUAUAUGUUGGCAAUCUGGGAACUGGUGCUGGCAAAGGAGAAUUAGAAAGAGCGUUUAGUUAUUAUGGUCCUUUAAGAACUGUAUGGAUUGCCAGAAAUCCUCCAGGAUUUGCUUUUGUGGAAUUUGAAGAUCCAAGAGAUGCAGAAGAUGCAGUUCGAGGACUUGAUGGAAAGGUGAUUUGUGGCUCUCGGGUAAGAGUCGAAUUGUCAACAGGCAUGCCCCGAAGAUCUAGAUAUGAUAGACCACCUGCACGGAGGCCAUUUGAUCCUAAUGACAGAUGUUAUGAGUGUGGAGAGAAAGGUCAUUAUGCUUAUGAUUGUCAUCGCUACAGCCGAAGAAGGAGAAGCAGGUCACGAUCUCGAUCUCACUCAAGGUCCAGAGGUAGGAGGUAUUCUCGCUCACGGAGCAGGAGCCGUGGUAGGAGGUCAAGAUCUGCAUCUCCUCGAAGGUCAAGAUCAGCAUCUCUCCGUAGAUCUAGGUCUGCUUCGAUCCGAUCUCGAUCUGGUUCUUUAAAAAGAUCGAGGUAUUUCCAAUCAUCCCGUUCCAGAUCCAGAUCCAGGUCUCUCUCAAGACCAAGAAGCAGCCGAUCAAAGUCCAGAUCACCAUCUCCAAAGAGAAGCCGCUCACCUUCUGGAAGUCCUCGUAGAAGUGCGAGUCCUGAAAGAAUGGACUGAAAUGAAAAAAAAUUCACCUUUUAGGAAGAAAGUUAUUUUGUUUACAUUAUUAUAAGGGAUUUUGUGAUGUCUGUUCAAUGUAAGUGUAACCUAGAAGGCUAUUUGAACCAUCUAAUAAUCAGAAUGGAUCUGGAUAUUUUAAGAGCUCUGUAAAUUUACAUCCGUAGAGUAGUGUAAAUUUUUUUUUGUUGUAUGUAUUAACAUCUUAUGAUCUGAAAAUGGGAUUUUUUUUUAUUGGCACAUUUAAGAAUAAAAAUGUGUUUCUAACUAGA
This is a messenger RNA of Monodelphis domestica (gray short-tailed opossum), 1160 nucleotides long. RefSeq names its product serine and arginine rich splicing factor 7 (gene SRSF7). Lineage: Eukaryota; Metazoa; Chordata; Mammalia; Didelphimorphia; Didelphidae. The record is from RefSeq and is a predicted model, not a curated record. Gene Ontology annotation, molecular function: zinc ion binding; RNA binding.